AUGAGUGUGGCCCACCUCUACAUGUCUUAUGGAAGCCUUGCACAUUGUCACAAUGUGGAGGAGGGUCACUACUGUGAGUGUGCCUCUGGGCAAAAGCUCCUUUCAGACAGCACCAAAUUUCAAAAAGAGAAGAACACUUUUCAAGGUGUGACUGUGAUCCCCUCUGAUGAGUCUCAGAAGGAGGGUCCUGUGCUGACUGUAAUCACCUACCUGGAGCUGGGCCUCUCUCUGCUGUGUCUCCUCCUGGCAGCCCUCACCUUCCUGCUGUGCAAAGCCAUCCAUACCACCAGCACAUCCCUCCACCUGCAGCUUUCAAUCUGCCUGUACCUGGCUCACCUGCUCUUCCUCAUGGCCAUCGACCAGACUGAAAUCAAGGUGUUGUGUGCCAUCAUCACAGGUGCCUUACACUAUCUCUACCUGGCCUCCUUCACCUGGAUGCUGCUGGAGGAUCUGCACUUCUUCCUCACUGCACGCAAUCUGAAGGUGGUCAACUACUUCAGUGUGAAUAGGCUCAUGAAGAAACUCAUGUUCCCUGUGGACUAUGGAGUCCUAGCCAUAAUCGUGGCCAUUUCUGCUGCAUCCAGGCCUCACCUUUAUGGGACACCCACCCGGAUGCUGACAUUUAAAGCCACAGCUCAGUUCCUCAUCUUGGGCUGCACGUGGUGCCUGGGCGUCCUGCAGGUGGGUCCAGCUGCCCACAUCAUGACUUACCUGUUCACCAUCAUCAACAGCCUGCAGCGUGUCUUCAUUUUCCUCGUGUACUGCCUCCUCAGCCAUCAAGUAUCACUGCCCAGCUCUCAGCUCCUCAGUCCCCUCAGUGAGCUGACCCAAGAGUGA
This is a messenger RNA of Nyctereutes procyonoides (raccoon dog), 837 nucleotides long. Its product is annotated as adhesion G protein-coupled receptor E3-like. The coding region runs from base 1 to 837 and encodes 278 amino acids. The record is from RefSeq and is a predicted model, not a curated record. The transcript is spliced from 4 exons. Gene Ontology annotation, biological process: adenylate cyclase-activating G protein-coupled receptor signaling pathway; cell surface receptor signaling pathway. Gene Ontology annotation, molecular function: G protein-coupled receptor activity. Gene Ontology annotation, cellular component: membrane. Lineage: Eukaryota; Metazoa; Chordata; Mammalia; Carnivora; Canidae.